This is a messenger RNA of Sclerotinia trifoliorum, 2441 nucleotides long. The record is from the annotation of a GenBank genome assembly. NCBI's taxonomy places the organism in Eukaryota, Fungi, Ascomycota, Leotiomycetes, Helotiales, Sclerotiniaceae.
AGCCCAGCCAAAAUCCCACCCUCGUAGUCCAAAGUCGACCAAUACCGCUACCGCUCUCACAAACUUAACUUCUUACAGUCGUCAAGCCCUCAGGGAUCGCAGAAUCUUCCACUUUUUCCCACACUGUGUACUUUCUACUUGUACACCUUCAUUCCCACUCCAAUAAUCCUUGGAUGAUAAUUCACACCUGCAUUCACAAUCAUACUUCAUCAUCUUGCAUUGCUUCCUUUGCGUUGUUGAAUCUAUUAAUCUGGGGUUAAUCGAAAUUGAUUUUGGCGUGCGCAUCUUGCAUCGGUACUGUCACAGUUAUUUUCGCGGGUAACUACUACAAUCGGUCUCUUUCGAUAACCUUUCUUCCGUGUCCCGUCGCGAAUAGACCAAAGCUUCUUCACAUAACUACUACGACUGUACACUCCUUCCUUCAGCCAACGCGCAACAUCUGCAUCAAGAAGGUAUCAAUCGUAUCAAGUGUUUUUCAUGUAGGACUCCUUGUCCCUAUUAUCUUUUUGAUCCGAAUCAAAGAUCGACAAAAUGUUUGCUAAUCGCGUAGCCACGAAACAGAAUUACAGUUCAUACGAAAUCUUCUUCACGAAGUAUUUAUCACCUUUUAGAUUUACCCAAUCUAAUAGUCUAUUCAAUACUCCCAUAUCGCCAUCCUCUCGAGCCAGUUACCAUUGAGCCCGUUACUAUCGAGCCCGUUACUAUCGCGAUGCCUGCUUCGCGACACUUACCCCCAAAGGUCAAUCCUUUGAUGACCUCGGAGAUCCCAUCUUGUAAGAUGAUGCGCCAGUCGCAUUGACGGUUUGAGGACCAAAACUAACAACCGUCGCAGAUGAAACUUUAGUUGCUAGAAGAAGAUUGGGGCAGACGGAUCUUGCUGUAAAGACAGGCCAGCUCAAUACUUCGAACUCUACGCGGCCAAAGAACUUGGGCACCUUCGACUACGCGCAUUUGCGUGCUCCGUUGCCUAGAGGAAUCAACAGUGGUAUCUUUAAAGCUUCGCCCGCCUCGUACUUUCUUAUGCGCCGUAGCAGCGAUGGCUAUAUCAGCGCGACCGGAAUGUUUAAAGCCACAUUCCCAUACGCGGAGGCCGCGGAAGAGGAAAUGGAGCGUCGUUAUAUCAAGAGCCUUCCAACAACCUCUGUAGAUGAGACUGCAGGGAAUGUUUGGAUCCCACCUCACCAUGCGCUGGAGCUUGCAGAAGAAUACCAAAUUUUGCCCUGGAUCAAGGCUCUCCUUGACAACGCGCCCAUUGAAGUUAACCCAACUAAAGACCAGACACCUAAAUCAAUUGCCCCACCUCCAAAGUUUGACUUUAGAGAUCUCGCUGCAAUUCCCGCACCAAGGUUACUAUUAGAAGAGGCACCUCAAAUCGCCCCUCCCGAAACCCUUGCCGCACCGACUACAAAAAGUGGCCGUCCUCGUCGAUCCGCAUCACCAAGCAAAUAUGCAUCUACAUCUCCUCGUAAGAUUGCAAGAGUACGCAAACCAAGCGCUAGGCUAGCAAGUUUGGAGCCUACCGGGGCUGCCAACAACGUACUCGAACAAGUUGAGGAAAACGGAGUUGUUGAGGCCGAGAAGCAGAAGGUAGAGACGACAGAAUCCGCGGAAUCCGCAGAAUCAACAGCUUCUGAGCCUGUGAAGGAGUCAGAGAAGGAAGAAUCAAGCGAAGAGGUCUCGGAGCCAAAAGUCACAGUCAAGGUUGACACUGAUGUUGAGGUUAAUGGUAAUGUUGAGACGACCCACACUCAUGUUCAGGUGGAGAUGCCAGCUGGUUCGCCAGAUCUCCCCCUCCCAGAGGAUACCGAAGCUAUGAUUGCUAAGGCGAAAGAAAUGGUGGAGGCUGCCAUCAAGCAUGACGCAGCUAUACCCAGUCGCUCGAAGCAAGUGAAGAGAAAAGCUGAAGCGUUUGAGGCAGACGUGGAUGACGAAGAAGAGCCUUCAGAAGCUCCAGCUAAGAAGGUCAAGGUAGCGGCCGAUUUGAGAAAGGAAAGGGUGAAGACUCGGGCAUUGAUUGGAUUGAGUGCUACUUUGGCAAUUGGGUAAGUUUCAUCAGUAUCUCAUUAAAUUUUAAAUUUUAAAUUUUUUUCGGAUAUAGUACUGAUAAAAAACCGCAGUGCAAUAAUUCCAUAUGUGUUUGGCGCUUUUUAAAGUGAUCACGCUGGGCAUGGGUUGGUUGUAUAUUGUUAUGUUUUCUAUUUCAUCUAUUGUUUAUUAGUCUAGGGGCGUUUCAUGACAGAGAGAAUGGCUUUUCGGAUGACCUUGAAGAUCGGUGGACUUGCUGGAUAUACUACGCAGAGAAAGGAAUAUUUUUCGAAGUAGAUACUACAUACAGCACUAAAAGCCACCACGAUUUUGAGGAAAGCGCGGUGUCGUUCUUCCUCGCACAAUCAUAGUGUUCAGAUAGGCAAAUCAAAUUAAUUUGACCACGAAUUAUCUAU